AUGGCACCAGAGGUAAUUCAGAGCUUUCCUGUGUCAGAAUCCUGUGAUACCUGGUCAUAUGGUGUGGUUUUGUGGGAAUUGCUAACAAAAGAAAUCCCUUUUAAUGGAAUUGAAGGAUUCCAGGUGGCUUGGCUUGUUGUGGAGAAAGGAGAGCGACUUCUAAUCCCAAGCUCUUGUCCACCAAGCUUUAAGAAAAUGAUGGAGCAGUGCUGGCUGCUUGAUCCCAAGCAGAGACCAUCAUUCAAACAGAUCUUGCUGAGGCUGAAGACUAUGUCUGAAGACGAAUCAUUGCCAGAACUUACAAACUCCUUUCUUGAUCACAAAGGUAUUUGGAAGAAAGAGAUUCAGACCACUCUAGAACGUUUGAAACGUGCUGAAAGAGAUAUAAAUCACAGAGAGCAAGAGUUAAAGGAGAGAGAGAUGAAGAUUAAAGAAAGGGAGAGGUCCUUAGGACAUCAGUUUAAUGUAGUGAAACUUGAAGACCAUGAUGUGAAUACAUGGCGUGAUGUUGACGUGUAUCAGUGGGUGAUGCAGCUGAGAUCAUCUGGUGAUACGGUUGAUCUGGUCCAGUAUGCUGAACUCUUCCUAACAAACAACAUAACAGGUCGCCGGUUGUUACGCAUGACAGAGAAGGAUUUGAAACAGAUGGGCAUUGCCAGUGUUGGGCAUGUUAUGGAUUUUCAGCUUGAAAUCGACAUUUUGAAGGCCCAUAAUUUUAGACUUCUGAAUUUUCCACCUUUAAUGAAAGCAGCAGAUCAAAGUUCUGUCUCUCAUGACAGAGAAACAGUCUCAAUUGUUUUGAUAUUCGGUCAUCAUUUGCGAAAAGGUACCAGUCCAGAG
Candidula unifasciata is the source of this 840-nucleotide messenger RNA. NCBI's taxonomy places the organism in Eukaryota, Metazoa, Mollusca, Gastropoda, Stylommatophora, Geomitridae. The record is from the annotation of a GenBank genome assembly.